ACUGGCGGUAUUUAUUGACAUCAGUGAUCUUCUUCGAGUGAUUUCACAUUUUUAGAAAACUCUGUAUGAAAGUUCUUACACAUAAAAUUAAUUUUAUAUCUUCAUUUAAUACCCGAAUCAUAAUGUUGAAGCUAUGAUCAGUUUAACGGUUGCUCAGUACACUGAACUACACACUUUGCAUAAUUUAAAAUUUAGAUUUUAUUUGGACUUGCAAAUAGCGGGAAUGGUGACUUGAACAAAAGUUACAAAACAUGUGUGCCGUGUAUUACUGGAAACGGAUUGCGAGCACGAGGACAGUGGAUAUGCGCUGUUGCAAGCAUACUAUGUCAGGUUACCUGUAUUCACGUUUACGCGGCAUUUAUACGGACUAAGUUGGCUUAUGAGUACAAACACCGGACAGUGGACAACUAUAAUAUCAGAACUGGUUGUCGCAGUUGCACCAAUUUUUGUUCCCAAUCAGUAGCGAUAGUUAAAAAAUUUUACAGUUGGACUAGUUUCUGGAUUGUUUCCACCGUUAAAAAUGUGGAGAUAUUAUUUCGUGGUUCGAUUACUACUCCUGCUUACCGAUAUAGUUCCUCUAAUCUGCAUACAGAAUUUGAUGCCGUUAACGACCAAAGACGAGGGAAUCAAAUUCCAUAAAAAUCAUGAAUGCGAAACCGGCGAAUUCCCUUGCGCAACUUCUUCGAAGUGUCUUGCUCAGCGUUACUGGUGCGAUGAAAUAAAAGACUGCCCAGAAGGAGACGAUGAAAACGAAAAGUACUGCGGAGAAAAGACUUCCGGUUUCGGAAGAGCUUUUUUCCGGCGUAUUCAGGACUCGGACAAAGAAACGACUGAAGAUUGUUUGGCACCAGAGCCACUUCUGCCACCGGGAACGGGUUUUCAUCAUCAUAUCGGGACUGGAAAUGUUACAUGCUUUGUCAAACGAUUUCCUAAACGAUGUCAGUGCGUGGUCAAUCAAAUCAAAUGUGACAAUUUAUCCCUUACAUCCGUAUUUCCUUUUAACGAGGAGUACACGGAUACCAGCUCGCCUAUUUACACGUUUUCGAAAAACCGCAUUCAGUUUAUCCAAGAGGAUGCCUUGGCCAUGUUUCCUAAUUUACAGAAAUUGGAUUUUCGGCAUAAUUCAAUCUCGGGAUUAAAUCUCAAGGCCUUCAACAAUUUAAGCGAACUCAGGCAUUUACAUCUGGACUACAACAAAUUGUCAAAAAUCGAUCCUCGUGUGUUUUCCAAUCUACGAAAUCUCUGCUUUCUGUGGCUUGGGCAAAACCUUAUUCAGAACUGGGAACCUAAUUCAUUCAACAACAAGAAACUCCGUUGGUUGGACCUCAAAGCAAAUCGCAUAUCACUGGAAGCCGGCAUGUUUGCAAAACUUAGUUCAUUAUAUUACCUUGAACUGGAAAGAAAUGAAAUUCGCCAUAUUUCAAAAGAUCAUUUGAACGGACUCACCAGUUUACUAUACUUGGACCUCAGUAGCAAUCUUAUUGAAAAUAUUGAAGAAAACUCCUUCGAAGCCACCCCGCGCUUGGAAGAACUCUCAUUAGCAAACAACACAUUUACAACACUUCCUUCCCAUUUGUUCGCUCCUCUACAAAAUCUGCAAUUUUUAAAUUUGUCAGCUAACCCCGGUAUCCUUAGUCUUCCAAUGGAAAUUUUCAAAGGACUAAGCAGGCUAGAUCGUUUAAACCUGUCGGGAGUAUCAAUUAACAACAUUCAUAAAGAUAUGUUCAAGGACAUUCCCAACGAAGCGCUCAUAAUAUUUAGCAAGUUUCAUUAUUGCUAUUAUGCCGCGCAUAUUGUCGACUGUUUUCCUAAAUCCGACGGUAUCUCAUCAUCUGAAAACAUGAUCGAUCUUCUUAUACCCCGAAUAAUGAUUUGGGCCCUUAUCGCUUUGAUUCCAUUGGUGAAUUUGACGGUUUUGUUGGCGCGGUGCUGUAUCGCUUCAACUGAGCCGAUAAUGACAUCGGACGUACCUCAGCGCUAUCAUCGACACGAACAAGAUGUUACAAAUAAACUGCGAUACAAUUUGUUUGUUUCUUAUCUGCUCAUGGCUGUCUACUUAUUGGUCAUUGCCAUUUAUGACAUCCAGUUCAGAGAAAAUUAUCACCGGGAAGCAUACGAAUGGUUGCACGGAACUGCUUGCCAAGCCGCGGGAAUGCUGGCGUCGUUGUCCAUAUUCAUUUCACUGGUUACCAUGUGCGCUAUCCUUGCUGACCUUUGCAUCUGCAUCACCAAACCCCGGAAAUACCACCUUAGUUCCCGUGGAGCUGUUUGGUUGAUAGUCAAUAUGUGGUUUGCAGGGCUGAUGUUGUUUGGAAUCCCCGUUGCAGUAUGGGAUAACGUUACUGGCAGCUUUUAUGGCAAUAACGGAUUGUGCAUUCCAUUAUACCUGGAUGAGCCUUAUCUUAACGGCUGGUGGUACUCGUCUUUGCUGUUUUUCGGAGUGUUUACCGCCAGUUUGAUUAUAACCGUAUUUUGUGGAAUGCGGAUAAAAUACUUUCUGGCAACGAACAGUCAUUCCAAAGAACUGCUGACCGAACUGAAAUGGGAUCUCUAUGACUUCCGGCGUUAUCUCAUCAUCAUGAUCGUCAAUCUCAUUUGUUGGUUGCCGGUUAUUGUGGUGAAGAUGAUCGCCUUUACAUCAUUUGACAUCGCAAAUCAUAUUCACUCCUUUUACGCGAUAGUAGUGCUACCGGCGAAUAGUUUUCUUACUCCUCUUCUACAUGCGCAAAUGUUUACGGAUAUUCGGCGGAAGCUCGUGAAAGCAUGUUCGUUAUUUUUAAGAGGUCAUACUCGGUUUCUCCGAAAUGAAAGCUUCAAUGAUAUGGGACAUUCGACAGAAGUGAAAGUCGAUUCCUUUUUUCACCAGUCCAUUGUUGAAACUAGCUCUUUCCGCCCGCGCAGUCACAGUCCCAACAAGCGACCCGUUGCCUCACAGCGCCCGACACCCUCCCCGGUUGAACGAAUAAAUCUUGAAGCAUCCGAACGCCUGCUUCGGCCUCGCUCACCGGAAGUGCGUCCGCGGAGUUUCUGAAAACGUUAGCUGUUUGGAUCGCACUGUCUUGCAGGCGAAAUGAAAUUUGCUAAAUUAUAUUUUUUUAUAGUUCAAGUCGAGGCUAGUAUAUAUAAAGCAACGUUCAACACUAGGCGAGAUCGAGCUGCUGAUACGAAAUGCCGUUCAGCAUUAACUGGUUAAUAUUAUUGUGCGCCCUUAUAACUGGGCUCAGAAAAUGAGGUUUGCAUAAAGUCCAAUA
This is a messenger RNA of Paramacrobiotus metropolitanus, 3251 nucleotides long. RefSeq names its product relaxin receptor 2-like. Gene Ontology annotation, biological process: G protein-coupled receptor signaling pathway. Gene Ontology annotation, cellular component: membrane. The coding region runs from base 521 to 3031 and encodes 836 amino acids. Gene Ontology annotation, molecular function: protein binding; G protein-coupled receptor activity. The record is from RefSeq and is a predicted model, not a curated record. The transcript has 23 exons. Lineage: Eukaryota; Metazoa; Tardigrada; Eutardigrada; Parachela; Macrobiotidae.